Messenger RNA from Acanthosepion pharaonis, 780 nucleotides. Lineage: Eukaryota; Metazoa; Mollusca; Cephalopoda; Sepiida; Sepiidae. The record is from the annotation of a GenBank genome assembly.
AUGGAAUUUGCAAAUUUAAUUUUUAUUCACUUUUUUUUUUUUGUCUCUCUUUUUUUUUUCUUUCGUAUUUUUUUUUGUUCGUUUUCAUUUUUUUUCCCCUCUUUGGUUCGCUUUUGUUUUUCUCUUUCAUCCAUUUCGUGUAAUUUUCUUUCGUUUCACACAUUCCUUCAUUCAAUUUUUUCAGUUACUUUUUUUCUGACAUUUUUCCAUGGUUUGUUUCCAUUGAAAAUUUUUCGUCUUCCAUUCUUCUUGCUGUCUCUCCUUCCCCCCUUCCUUCCUUCCUUGCUUCCACAUAUUUAUCCUUCCUUACUUCUUUCUUUCCUUCCUUCAUUCCCUACUUCCUUCCUUCUUUCCUUCCUUCCUUCUUUCCUUCCUUUCUUCUUUCUUUCCUUCCUUCUUUCGUUCGUCCCUUUCUUCGUUCCUUCUUUCCAGCCUGAACUCAUUUUCUCUCUUUCUUUCUUUUGCCCUUCCUUACUCUCUUCUUUUUAUUCGUUUUCUUUUACUCUUUCCCUUCCUCUCCCCUUCCCUACAUUUUAUGAUUUAUUUCUCUCUCUCUUUCCCUUCCUUUUCUUCUUCCUAGCCUCCGUUCUUUCUUCCUUUCUUUCUUUUCUCACAUUUACUGCUCCCUAUUUCGUUCUCUCCUUUCAAAGUUUCUUUCACUGUCUCCUUACUCUUAAUCUUCUUUGCCCUUCCUUACUUCCCCCUUUCUUUCAUUCGCUUUCUUUCCAUUUUGCCUUUUUCAUUCAUUCAUUCUUUCAUUCAUUCAUUCUUUCAUUCUAA